Messenger RNA from Zingiber officinale, 594 nucleotides. RefSeq names its product non-specific lipid transfer protein GPI-anchored 19-like. NCBI's taxonomy places the organism in Eukaryota, Viridiplantae, Streptophyta, Magnoliopsida, Zingiberales, Zingiberaceae. The transcript is spliced from 3 exons. The record is from RefSeq and is a predicted model, not a curated record. Bases 1 to 594 code for a protein of 197 amino acids.
AUGCUCAGAGCAACAUGGACUUCAGCAAAUCCUUCCACGCCUCCGGCACCGGCGAGACUACGUGCAAGAAUGAAGACUUCGCCGGAGUCGUCUGCAUCGUGGUUUCUAGUACUAGGCCUCCUCAUCGCCUCCUCUUCCAUAUUGGGCCUUGCGUCGGCCCAAUUAUCGGGCUGCACGUCGGCUCUCGUGUCCCUAUCGCCGUGCCUGAGCUACCUCGACGGCAACUCCUCCGCCCCCUCCACCGCCUGCUGCACGCAGCUCGACGCCGUGGCGUCGUCACAGCCGGAGUGCCUCUGCUCGGCGGCCAACGGCAGCAUCUCUUCGCCGGGGCUCACAUUCAACGAGACGCAGGCCUCGACGCUCCUGGCGGUGUGCGGAGUCAAGACUUCGCCGGAGCUUAGCGCCUGCAUUGCUGCAAUCAAUCCUGGAGCUUCUCCGGCGACUGCACCACCAUCACCGCCGGCACCGGGCAGCGGUGCAACUUCUCCGGCCUCAGGAAAUGCAUCGAAGGCUGCUGUUGCUGCUUCUCCGAAGCUACCUCUUCUCUACUUAGCCGCUGGUGGAAGCAUCAUAUUCUCCUUCUCCAGCUUUUAG